AGUUCCGAAUUGAGUUUCUUGUUUGAUCGUGUGUUGAUCUCAUCGUCAUUUAAUUUCCCAUUUUCGACGAUCAGAUCGAUUAUAUAUACAUAUGUAGACUUGCAUGUUCUUCUACAAUUAGAUCCAUUUCUCAAUGAACUCACCAGCAUGUUUGAGCACAGUACAACGAAGCGCUCUGUUUGGGUUACUCUGAAACGCUCAUCCCUAAAGUCAAAGGUGCAAAGGAAUAAAAUUACGACUGCUGGUGAAGGAAUUGACUAUAGAUGCCUCAUCCGUGCAACUGAUGGCAAAAAGACCAUUUCUGCUUCGGUGGGGCCUAAGGAUCACCAACGGUUUCAAGCUUCUUAUGCAACCAUUCUGAAGGCCCACAUGACUGCCCUAAAGAAGAGGGGGAGGAAGGACAAGAAGAAGGCUGCAGAGGGAGUUAAGAAACCAGAUGAUCCAAAGAAGAUAAAGACCUCUGUAUAAACUGAAGAUAAAGACCUCUAUAUAAACUGAAUCACCCGGUUUCCCCUUUUUAUUUUUCUCCUAAAUGAAUUUGUCUUUUCUUUUUCCCCCCUAGAAACCUCACAUGAUCUUCCAACUUUGAGCAAUUAAUGGAAUCAAAGACAUGGUUUUUGGUUGACUA
This is a messenger RNA of Vitis vinifera (wine grape), 628 nucleotides long. Its product is annotated as signal recognition particle 14 kDa protein. Gene Ontology annotation, biological process: SRP-dependent cotranslational protein targeting to membrane. Gene Ontology annotation, molecular function: endoplasmic reticulum signal sequence receptor activity; 7S RNA binding. The transcript has 4 exons. Gene Ontology annotation, cellular component: signal recognition particle, endoplasmic reticulum targeting. The record is from RefSeq and is a predicted model, not a curated record. NCBI's taxonomy places the organism in Eukaryota, Viridiplantae, Streptophyta, Magnoliopsida, Vitales, Vitaceae. Bases 148 to 468 code for a protein of 106 amino acids.